Molecule: messenger RNA, 2484 nt
Organism: Tarenaya hassleriana
Lineage: Eukaryota; Viridiplantae; Streptophyta; Magnoliopsida; Brassicales; Cleomaceae
Product: pentatricopeptide repeat-containing protein At2g06000
Exons: 2
Coding region: 201-1811 (536 amino acids)
Molecular function (GO): protein binding
Source: RefSeq, a predicted model, not a curated record
AGCCCAAGAUCAAGUCCAAGCCCAAACACAUUUUUCAUGGUCAAAGUCGCUAGCUGAUUCAGAAGGUUUCAUACUCUGAAUAGCCCUAGUUCCAUGGAAUCCGAAACCAGAAGAGGUCGACCGAGCACAAGCCGAAACAAUCCCUACUCCGUAUCCGAUCGCUCGGCUAAAGCUUCGAUUUUGAUCCAUCGGGUAACGUCAUGAUCCGAACCUCCUUCGCCACCGCCAUCUCCCUUCUCCAUACACAUUCUUGUGGCGGCUCUCAAGCUCGGCCCUUGCAGAACAAUACCAGAGAGGUGAUGUAUUGCCCUGAAUCCUGGCUCGUCAAGGUCGUGUGUACUCUUUUUUUGUACAGAGUUCCUGAUUCCGAUGGCUGUUUCUGUUUCCUGAGCAACAACUUGAAUCCCUUCAUCGCCUUCGAGGUUGUGAAGAAGCUGGAGAAUCCUGAAUUGGGUUUUCGAUUUUGGGAGUUUAGUAGGUUUAAGCUGAAUAUCUGCCAUUCUUUCUGGACUUACAAUAUGCUCACUCAAUCGCUUUGCAACGCGGGUCUUCACGGUAUGGCGAGGAAGAUGCUCGAGUGUAUGAGGAAUGAUGGGAUUUCACCGAAUAGUCGAUUGCUAUCGUUUCUGAUCUCGUCAUUUGCCGAAAAGGGCGAUCUCGAUUUCGCCACGGCAUUGCUUGUUCAGGCUUUUCAGGUUGAAGGGACUUCCUAUGUAGUGAACAAUUUGUUGAAUACGUUAGUGAGGUUGGAUCGGGUGGAGGUCGCGAUUAAGUUAUUCGAUGAACAUCUGAGAUCUCGGUCAUGUGUUGAUACUUGGACGUUUAACAUCCUGAUGCGAGGUUUAUGUCGAACAGGAAAAGUGGACAAAGCAUUGGAACUUUUGGAUGAGAUGAGGAGUUCUGGUCGUGUUCCUGAUAAUGUUACUUACAAUACUCUCAUCGAGGGAUUGUGUAGUAAUGGAGACAUAAACAGAGCAAAAGAUAUGUUUGACGAAGUUAAGUCGAGAAGUGAUUGCUCUCCAGAUGUUAUUACAUAUAACUCGAUGAUGUCAGGAUACUGCAAAGUUGGAAAGCUGCGAGAAGCGGUUUUUCUGUUAAGUGAAAUGAUUGAUUUGGGAAUAAACCCAACUAGGAUAUCCUUUAAUGUUCUUAUUGAUGGUUUUGUGAAAGCUGGUGAGAUGCCUUCUGCAGAAUCCAUUCGUGGAAAAAUGAUUGAUUUUGGCUGUUACCCGGAUGUUGUGACCUUCACUUCCUUGAUCGAUGGAUAUUGCCGAGCAGGACAAGUGAACAAGGGUUUGCAACUUUGGGAUGAAAUGAGUGCCAAAGGAUUGUUCCCUAAUGUCUAUACCUAUUCUAUCCUCAUCAAUGCACUUUGUAAAGAGAAUCGGUUACAGGAAGCCCAUGAGCUUCUGAAGGAGCUGGCUUCUAAGAAAAUUACUCCGAAACCGUUUAUCUUCAACCCUGUCAUCGAUGGCUUUUGUAAAGCUGGUAAUGUUCAUGAGGCAAAUGUCAUUGUGGCGGAGAUGGAGAAAAGGAGAUGCAACCCAGAUAAAGUUACAUUUACGAUUCUCAUUAUCGGGCAUUGCAUGAAGGGGAAAAUGUUUGAAGCAAUCAGCAUUUUCCACAAAAUGUUGUCAAUAGGUUGCUCACCCGAUAAGAUUACGGUGAAUUCUUUGAUGUCUUGCCUUCUUAAGGCUGGGAUGGCUAAGGAGGCCUAUCGGCUUAAACAAGUAGCAAUGAAAGGCCUGAGGGAUGGUGUCUCUCAUGUGGGCGAGAUUGUCUCUUCGAGGAAAAUACCUGUGGCCGCUUGAACGAGAACUUGUUCACUAUAACCUGAACCACUGCCUCUGGAUUGAUGGUCUUGCUCUGCCAUUUUUGCCUUCGCCACUCACAUCAGGCAUGCAAAUAUCGAAAUACAGUCAUACAAUUUUUCAGGUGGCGUAAUUAGCAGCCACACGAGGUCUGACCUCAGUGAAUAUUGUUAAAACAUCAAAGGACUUCACUUCACGAUCAAUACCCAUCGCAGAAAAACCGUGCAGAAAUGAAUGUCCUCAUGAGAUCUCAAUACAGAAACUGACAGAAGCAGGUAUCAUCGAUGUGAACUUUAGCCUGGAAAGACGAUAACCAGUGUUAUGAGUAGUUGGUGGGAACAGGUUUGCUGCAGGUAGCUAGUUUUCAACCCGUGAUUUCGUUUUCUUAAUCCGAGUGUUGUAGAGAUUAGACGAGACGAAGCAAGAAAAUGAACCCGGGAAAGAGGGUUUUCUGGAGAUUCUCACACAAAUCUUUUGGCCUUUGUAUCAGCCCGAUUCCUUCAUUUUUGCCUCUCUAGAAAGCAAUCUUUUUUUUUUGCUCAGAUACCUCUUUUAGGUUUUUGUUUUCUUUCCUUGUCGCUAAGAACAAUCGGAUGGGUUAGGAUCAGCAUCCAGAGACUGCAUGUCCCUAUCUCCCUUGCACUGUGCUUUGUAACAUUAUGUAGUUUUUCAA